This is a messenger RNA of Tauraco erythrolophus (red-crested turaco), 293 nucleotides long. Lineage: Eukaryota; Metazoa; Chordata; Aves; Musophagiformes; Musophagidae. The record is from RefSeq and is a predicted model, not a curated record.
CUACGUCCAUUGUCUACAGAUGCAGGCAGAAAGGGACCCAGAAACCUUACGCCGUCAAAAUGUUGAAGAAGACAGUAGACAAGAAAAUUGUCCGCACAGAAAUUGGAGUUCUUCUUCGCCUUUCACAUCCGAACAUUAUAAAACUGAAGGAGAUAUUUGAGACCCCUACAGAAAUCAGUCUUGUUCUGGAAUUGGUCACGGGUGGAGAACUAUUUGACAGGAUUGUGGAAAAGGGUUACUACAGUGAACGAGAUGCGGCUGAUGCUGUUAAACAAAUCCUGGAAGCGGUUGCU